Molecule: messenger RNA, 753 nt
Organism: Aspergillus mulundensis
Lineage: Eukaryota; Fungi; Ascomycota; Eurotiomycetes; Eurotiales; Aspergillaceae
Product: mitochondrial 37S ribosomal protein mS41
Exons: 1
Coding region: 1-753 (250 amino acids)
Cellular component (GO): mitochondrion
Source: RefSeq, a predicted model, not a curated record
AUGGCGCUUCGCAAUCCGUUCUCAAUUUUUGGGUCAUUCAGGUCACUCCACUUAACGCAACAAUGCCUACGGACUGUGCACACUGAAUCUAAACGCUCGCGCUCAAAGCCUGCUCCUGUACCAACGCCGUUCGUUCCCAAUGUCGAAACAUUCCUCAAACUCAUCGGUCGCGACAUGUCAAAGCAUGCCAGCAAAUUCCCCUCCUGGGACAAAUUAUUCUCCAUGUCUUCCACCGAGCUUCGGGAUGCAGGGAUUGAGUCAGCAGAACAACGACGCUAUCUCAUCCGGAAACGCUCUAGGUUCACAAAGGGUUGGUACGGGCCUGGCGGAGAUCUCGAGCACGUUGUGGACGGCGCCGCACAGUUGCGGGUUAUGGAGGUUCCUUUUAAGGCACCGGCGACGAAUACCGAAGUCCGUGAUUCCACCAUCGUUGACUUGUUGAAUCACUCGGCUACUCUUACUCCGGGGAUGAGGCGGGUUAUCGUAAACCUACCGCCGGAUGCGAUUGAGUACAAACACGAUCCGUCAAAGCAGCUAAAGAGGUUUAAGGGCAUGAAGAUUCAUAACAGCGUGUAUAUCGCUGGCCCUUAUUUACAGCCAAUAGCGGGCACCAAUGGCAGCGCAGCUAUAAUCAGAGUUGAGGAAGGAAUGUGGGAAGACAAGCUGGGGCACAAGGUCGACGGGGGUGAGAGAAGACGGGCUGAAGUCAGAGCCAAGAGGAGAGCUGAGGAAAGGAGGAAAGAACGGGCAUGA